AUGGGAGCCUGCAACUCGUGCGAGGCCACGGCUGUGGCGGCGGCGCCGGGGUCGACGGCGGAGGAGGCGAGGGUUGUGCUCGUGGACGGCUCCCUGCGGCGGUUCCCGGGCGGCACGCGGGCGUCGCAGGCCGUGAAGGCGGCCGCCGGCACGGCCGCGGCGGCGGCCUCGUGGUUCCUGUGCAGCGCGGACGGGCUGGAGCUCGGCGGCGCCGUGGCGGCCGUGGGGUCGGAGGAGGCGCUGCAGCCCGGGCAGCUGUACUUCGUGGUCCCCGCCGCGAUGCGGCGCCGCCCGCUGCAGGCGGAGGAGAUGGCCGCGCUCGCCAUCCGCGCCAACGCCGCGCUGGUCGGCGACCACGACGGCCCGCUCGUGUUCCCGGAGGCCGCCGCCGCGGCCGCCGGCAACGGCAACGGCGCGCGGUCCGGCAAGGCGUGCCGGAGGUCCAGGAGGGGCAGCAGCCGCGGCAGGGACUUCGUGCCGGACCUCGGCGCCAUUGCCGAGUAG
Miscanthus lutarioriparius is the source of this 504-nucleotide messenger RNA. NCBI's taxonomy places the organism in Eukaryota, Viridiplantae, Streptophyta, Magnoliopsida, Poales, Poaceae. The record is from the annotation of a GenBank genome assembly.